This is a messenger RNA of Brienomyrus brachyistius, 2437 nucleotides long. It is a transcript of the gene ftr82, whose product is annotated as finTRIM family, member 82. The transcript has 7 exons. The record is from RefSeq and is a predicted model, not a curated record. Gene Ontology annotation, molecular function: protein binding; zinc ion binding. Lineage: Eukaryota; Metazoa; Chordata; Actinopteri; Osteoglossiformes; Mormyridae. The coding region runs from base 141 to 1856 and encodes 571 amino acids.
UCUGAGCCUGAGUUUUGCUCUGCUCAGGCAGUCAGAGGCGAGAGCUCUGCUUGUCCGCUGCUAGCCACUGGAGCUCAGCACGCUGCUAAGGAACUGCUACGCCGCACUGCGUUGAUACGCUACACUGCGCUACACUAAACAUGGCCGACCCCCUGUCCCCUGACCACUUCAGCUGCCCGCUCUGCGUGGGCAUUCUCAAGGACCCCGUGGCUAUUCCCUGUGGACACAGCUUCUGCAUGGACUGCAUCAGCAACUACUGGGACGAGGCCGACUACACGGGCAUCUAUGUCUGUCCCCAGUGCCGCAUCACCUUCACACAGAGGCCCGUGCUGCGGCCCAACACCAUGCUCACCAAGGUGGCCGAAAGGCUGAAAAAGGGGUCUAGCCCCCCCACGGAGGUCAACAGCUACGCGGGCCCCGGGGAUGUGCCCUGCGACUUCUGCAUCGGCAAGAAGUUCAAAGCGGUGAAGUCAUGCCUGAAUUGCCUGGCGUCGUACUGUGAGAAGCACCUGAAGCCGCAUUACGAGUCGACCACCUUCAAGCGGCACAAGCUGGUGGACGAGCUGGGCAACCUGGACCGCAAGAUCUGCCCGCAGCACCAGAAGAGCCUGGAACUAUUCUGCCGGACCGACCAGAUGUGCAUCUGCGCCCUCUGCACCGUCAGCGAGCACAGGGGUCACGACAUCGUCUCGGCCGAGGCGGAGAGGAGCGAGAAGCAGAAACUCCUGGGUGCGUCCCAGGCGGAGAUCCGGCAGAAAUGCCAGGGGAGGAUGAAGGAGCUGGAGGAGCUGCGUACUGCUGUGGACUCGCUGAAGAGUUCAGCCGAGAGAGCCAUGGCAGAGAGCGAGAAGAUGUUCCGGGAGAUGAUCAGCUCCAUCGAGAGGAUGCGCUCCGAAGUCACCAAGCUGAUUGGCAUCAACGAGAAGGCCGCUUUCAACCAGGCGGACGGGCUCGUGGAGAGGCUGGAGCAGGAGAUCGAGGAGCUGAAGAAGAAAGAGCUGGGAUUGAAGCAGCUGUACAGCACUGAGGACCACAUACAUUUCCUACAGAACUUCAACUAUCUUUGCACCCCGACCGACGAUGGGGUCAUACCCAAGGUGACUGUCAAUCCAGACUUCUCCUUCAGCAUGGCGCGGAAAGCAGUGGCCGAAAUCAAAGAGCGCUUGGAGGAACUGGGCCGAGAAGAGCUGCUGAAGAUCUCCAGAUCAGUAAACGAGAUUCCAGUUUACACCAUGGAAAACCGGAGCAAGGAGAGACCCAUUAAAGUAGCUAGUCAAGUAACAGUGGACAGUGCACCGCCUCCAGAGCCCCGAAACAGGUCUGACUUUUUAAAAUAUUUCUGCCAGCUCCGGCUGGACCCCAACACGGCCUACAAAGAGCUCUACCUGACUGAGAGCAACAGGAAGGUCAUCCGGACGCGAGACCUGCAGCCGUACCCAGAGAGCUCCGAGAGGUUCGACAGCUUUGCACAGGUUCUCUGCAGGGAGGCGCUGUCUGGAAGCCGCUUCUACUGGGAGGUGGAGUGGAACGGAGAGUUCUCCAUGGGGGUCACUUAUAAGGGCAUCAGCCGCAAAGGGAAGGGCUCCCUCUGUCUGCUGGGCUAUAACAAAAAGUCUUGGAGCUUACUCUGCUCCGACUCAGGCUAUUCCGCCUGGCACAACAGGGUGGACAAGACCAUCAGCGCCCCGCACUCUCCCAGGAUUGGGAUCUACCUGGACCAUGCCGCUGGCAUUCUCUCCUUCUUCAGCAUCGGCGAGACCAUGACCCUCUUACACAGGUUCGAGACCACAUUUACAGAGCCCGUCUACCCUGGGUUUGGAGUGGGAACCUCUGUCAAAAUAUGUCAGCUCAAAUGAUGGAAAUCCAUGCAGAAACAGCUUUAAAAAGUAAAUCCCUUGUCCCUUCUCACCUUAUUCUGGUGCUUUUUUUUAUAGUUCGUCUCUUCCCGUUUAUCUGUCAGAAUCCUUCAGUAAAACAGUUUAAAUUGAGUCUUGUAUGUUUUUUUUAAAUAAUAAAUUGUUUAAGAGCCUGAAAAUGUGCUGGAAACUUUUAUACAAGCUUGUUUAAAACAUUCAUCAGUAUUCUUACUUGGAGUUCAUGGUUUUUAUGGAGUUUUUAUGUCUUUACUGUAUCCUUCAGUAUAUGAACUCGGUAAACAACAGGUUAAAUCUACAUAGCCAAAGAAUCAAUUGUAUAAUUCUAAUUCAAAAUGUAUUUAAAACAAACAGUUGGUGUACUGGUAAAUCAGCAAUUGUUUUUGCCGUUUUCCUAUAUUGUCUCAUAAUCAUCUCAUAGCAAGGCUUAUAUACCAAUUUUAGUUAUGGAAAAAGUAUGUGUUUACUAAGUUACCUUUUCAUGAUAUCUACUGGAUUGGUGUUUGCAUUUUGUGUGUGUAUGUGUUUUUUUUUUCUCAAAAUAAAAGGAACCCGCCUCUUCA